CGAAGCGCAAUCACUUCGAUUGCAAACGGCUCUUCCGUCGAGGACGAUUCGCUGCGGAUUCAACCUCAGUCUCCUCCCGCCCGUACCACCUCGCGGUUGGCGUACCCCGCCGUCACCGCCUUCGGCCCAAGCGACCGUGCCCCGAUCCGCCGAUGUCAUGCCUUGAGCGAGCGAUGGCGAUCUUCUCCAGCCUCUACGCGUGCCUCAAGAGGAUCAAGCCGGCAGGCCGCCGCGGCGGCGCCGGGAGGACCGCGGGGGAGGAAGCUGAGGACGAGCCCUCCAGCCUCUUCUUCGAUCUCCGGACGCUCCAGGUCGCCACUAACUUCUUCUCCGAAUUGAACCAGCUUGGUCACGGCGGUUUCGGUCCGGUUUACAAGGGGUUGAUGCCCAGUGGCCAGGAAAUAGCUGUAAAGAAGCUAUCUCUCACUUCAAGACAGGGGAUGAGAGAAUUCACCAACGAGGUGAAACUACUACUGAAAAUUCAACACAGAAACCUUGUCAUGUUGAUGGGCUGCUGUGUGGAAGGAUCGGAAAAGAUGCUGGUUUACGAGUAUCUAUCGAACAAGAGCCUUGACUGUUUCCUUUUUGGUAAAGAAAAGUCUGCACGGCUGGAUUGGAUAACUCGGUUCCGAAUAAUUACUGGGGUGGCGAGAGGUCUGCUAUACCUGCAUGAAGAAGCCCCUGCAAGGAUUAUCCAUAGAGACAUUAAGGCUAGUAACAUAUUGCUGGAUGAUCAGUUGAAUCCCAAAAUUUCAGACUUUGGUUUGGCGAGGCUUUUUCCUGGUGAUGACACGCAUCUGAAUACAUUUAGGAUAUCUGGGACUCAUGGUUACAUGGCUCCUGAAUAUGCAAUGCGUGGAUAUUUGUCCGUGAAAACUGACGUUUUCAGCUACGGAGUUCUCGUAUUAGAGAUUGUAAGUGGGAGAAAGAAUCAUGACAGCCAACUCGGUGGAGAAAAGAUGGACCUCCUGAGUUAUACGUGGAAACUCUUUCAGGAAGGGAAGUCAUUGGAUCUAGUGGACUCGAGCCUUGCUAAAUACAACCCUGACGAGGCAGCAAUGUCUAUUCAGCUAGGAUUGCUGUGCUGUCAAGCAAGUUAUGCGGACAGACCGGAUAUGAACUCGGUGCAUCUCAUGCUUUCUAGCGACUCGUUCACAUUGCCCAGACCAGGAAAGCCUGGACUUCAAGGGCGAGUGGGACGUUGGACGACUAACACGUCUUCCGCAUUCACCAACACUAAUCCGAGCAGUACACAAACUGGAGCUACUAAAGUUUCCGCAAGUAGCAGCUUUAUUGAGGAGUAUUCUAGAAAUUCAAUCUCCAUUUCCUCCUUUGAUGAAGGCAGAUGACCGCAGCUUGUUAGGCUAAAAGCAUGUAAGAUUCCUUUAUUAUGUAAAGCUAGUCUAAUAUUAUUUUUUUCAGCAAUUCUUUUGUCGAUAUAGUUGUAGAAAAACGUAAAAUAGAAUCAUGGGGUGCUGUAGGAUUCAUAGUGUAUUCAUGUGACUUUUUCGGAAGAGAUUAGGUACAUUCCUGGUGAUAGUCUUGAAGUGGCAGUCUAGAAUGAAUCCUGUUUCGACUACUAGUCCACUUCUAAACCGAUUGUCAACAUACGAUUACUUCUGCCGACAUGGAGAAAUAUAGGACAUCUCUUUGUGGGUUC
Molecule: messenger RNA, 1660 nt
Organism: Rhodamnia argentea
Lineage: Eukaryota; Viridiplantae; Streptophyta; Magnoliopsida; Myrtales; Myrtaceae
Product: cysteine-rich receptor-like protein kinase 44
Exons: 5
Coding region: 153-1349 (398 amino acids)
Biological process (GO): protein phosphorylation
Molecular function (GO): protein kinase activity; ATP binding
Source: RefSeq, a predicted model, not a curated record